Molecule: messenger RNA, 780 nt
Organism: Exserohilum turcica Et28A
Lineage: Eukaryota; Fungi; Ascomycota; Dothideomycetes; Pleosporales; Pleosporaceae
Exons: 2
Coding region: 1-780 (259 amino acids)
Biological process (GO): peptidyl-proline hydroxylation to 4-hydroxy-L-proline
Cellular component (GO): endoplasmic reticulum
Molecular function (GO): iron ion binding; procollagen-proline 4-dioxygenase activity; L-ascorbic acid binding
Source: RefSeq, a predicted model, not a curated record
AUGCCGCCCAAGAAGAAAGCCCACCCGGCCGCCGCCGCCAGAUGCGCCCCAUCGCCUCAGUCCCUGCACAAGCCGCCCAACUGGCCGGCCUUCACCCCUCUCGUCCCAGAGGCAGACCUCGCGCUGCACCAAGUGCUGCCAAGCCAGAUUGUCACCAUCCCAAACUUCUGGACCGCCUCGCUGUCCAGGACAUAUGUCGCCUUUCUCUCUUCGCUGCCCUUGACUACCACGCCCGGAAAGCCCAGAAAAGGCGAGGCCGUGCGAGUGAAUGACCGCUUCCAGAUUGACGACCCUGCAUUUGCCGAGCGACUGUGGAGCGAGACUGCCUUGAAGAAUCUCGUCACCGGUGCUGCUGAGGGGGGGUCCCUGGGCCUCAACGAGAAGCAGCGGAACGACUUGUGGGGCGGCGACGUCGUCGGCCUCAACCCCAACAUCCGCAUCUACCGCUAUACCAAGGGGCAGUUCUUUGACCAGCACUACGACGAUUCCAACAGUGUCACCAUACCCGGGUCGCCGCCGGUACACGCGCGCACGACCUGGACCUUGCUCCUCUACCUCACCUCUCCCGCAACAGGAUGCAUUGGUGGGGAAACCGUCUUUUAUCCCGAUCCGCCCAAGAAGAAGAGCAAAGAUGCACCGCCCGAGCCCUUGGAAAUUGGGCUCCAAGUCGGCAUGGCUCUGCUGCACCGCCACGGCGCAGACUGUAUGCUGCACGAAGGGCGCGAAGUCACCGACGGCGAAAAAUGGGUCAUCAGAAGCGACCUGUGCGUCAAGCGCUGA